Molecule: messenger RNA, 2952 nt
Organism: Biomphalaria glabrata
Lineage: Eukaryota; Metazoa; Mollusca; Gastropoda; Planorbidae
Product: serine-rich adhesin for platelets-like
Exons: 2
Coding region: 1-2952 (983 amino acids)
Source: RefSeq, a predicted model, not a curated record
AUGGGAGACAUGGCUGGAGUCGAGACCUUUGCCGCCAUCACUAAUUCAAUCGCCUCUACCUCCAUCACUAAUUCAAUCGCCUCUGCCUCCAUAACUAAUACAAUCGCCUCUGCCUCCAUCACUAAUUCAAUCGCCACAGCCUCCAUCACUAAUUCAAUCGCCUCUGCCUCCAUCACUAAUUCAAUCGCCACUGCCUCCAUCACUAAUUCAAUCGCCUCUGCCUCCAUCACUAAUUCAAUCGCCUCUAACUCCAUCACUAAUUCAAUCGCCACUGCCUCCAUCACUAAUUCAAUCGCCUCUACCUCCAUCACUAAUUCAAUCGCCUCUGCCUCCAUCACUAAUUCAAUCGCCUCUACCUCCAUCACUAAUUCAAUCGCCUCUAACUCCAUCACUAAUUCAAUCGCCUCUGCCUCCAUCACUAAUUCAAUCGCCUCUACCUCCAUCACUAAUUCAAUCGCCACUGCCUCCAUCACUAAUUCAAUCGCCUCUACCUCCAUCACUAAUUCAAUCGCCUCUGCCUCCAUCACUAAUUCAAUCGCCUCUGCCUCCAUCACUAAUUCAAUCACCUCUACCUCCAUCACUAAUUCAAUCGCCUCUGCCUCCAUCACUAAUUCAAUCACCUCUACCUCCAUCACUAAUUCAAUCACCUCUACCUCCAUCACUAAUUCAAUCGCCUCUACCUCCAUCACUAAUUCAAUCGCCUCUGCCUCCAUCACUAAUUCAAUCACCUCUACCUCCAUCACUAAUUCAAUCACCUCUACCUCCAUCACUAAUUCAAUCACCUCUACCUCCAUCACUAAUUCAAUCGCCUCUGCCUCCAUCACUAAUUCAAUCACCUCUACCUCCAUCACUAAUUCAAUCACCUCUACCUCCAUCACUAAUUCAAUCGCCUCUGCCUCCAUCACUAAUUCAAUCGCCUCUAACUCCAUCACUAAUACAAUCGCCUCUGCCUCCAUCACUAAUACAAUCGCCUCUGCCUCCAUCACUAAUUCAAUCGCCUCUUCCUCCAUCACUAAUUCAAUCGCCUCUGCCUCCAUUACUAAUAUAAUCGCCUCUGCCUCCAUCACUAAUUCAAUCGCCUCUGCCUCCAUUACUAAUAUAAUCGCCUCUGCCUCCAUUACUAAUAUAAUCGCCUCUGCCUCCAUUACUAAUAUAAUCGCCUCUGCCUCCAUCACUAAUAUAAUCGCCUCUGCCUCCAUCACUAAUACAAUCGCCUCUGCCUCCAUCACUAAUACAAUCGCCUCUGCCUCCAUCACUAAUUCAAUCGCCUCUGCCUCCAUCACUAAUUCAAUCGCCACUGCCUCCAUCACUAAUUCAAUCGCCUCUACCUCCAUCACUAAUUCAAUCGCCUCUGCCUCCAUCACUAAUUCAAUCGCCUCUACCUCCAUCACUAAUUCAAUCGCCUCUGCCUCCAUCACUAAUUCAAUCACCUCUACCUCCAUCACUAAUUCAAUCGCCUCUGCCUCCAUCACUAAUUCAAUCACCUCUACCUCCAUCACUAAUUCAAUCACCUCUACCUCCAUCACUAAUUCAAUCGCCUCUACCUCCAUCACUAAUUCAAUCGCCUCUGCCUCCAUCACUAAUUCAAUCACCUCUACCUCCAUCACUAAUUUAAUCACCUCUACCUCCAUCACUAAUUCAAUCACCUCUACCUCCAUCACUAAUUCAAUCGCCUCUGCCUCCAUCACUAAUUCAAUCACCUCUACCUCCAUCACUAAUUCAAUCACCUCUACCUCCAUCACUAAUUCAAUCGCCUCUACCUCCAUCACUAAUUCAAUCACCUCUACCUCCAUCACUAAUUCAAUCGCCUCUACCUCCAUCACUAAUUCAAUCACCUCUACCUCCAUCACUAAUUCAAUCGCCUCUACCUCCAUCACUAAUUCAAUCACCUCUGCCUCCAUCACUAAUUCAAUCGCCUCUACCUCCAUCACUAAUUCAAUCACCUCUACCUCCAUCACUAAUUCAAUCGCCUCUACCUCCAUCACUAAUUCAAUCGCCUCUGCCUCCAUCACUAAUUCAAUCGCCUCUUCCUCCAUCACUAAUUCAAUCGCCUCUGCCUCCAUUACUAAUAUAAUCGCCUCUGCCUCCAUCACUAAUUCAAUAGCCUCUGCCUCCAUCACUAAUUCAAUCACCUCUACCUCCAUCACUAAUAUAAUCGCCUCUGCCUCCAUCACUAAUAUAAUCGCCUCUGCCUCCAUCACUAAUUCAAUCGCCUCUGCCUCCAUUACUAAUAUAAUCGCCUCUGCCUCCAUCACUAAUUCAAUCGCCUCUGCCUCCAUUACUAAUAUAAUCGCCUCUGCCUCCAUCACUAAUACAAUCGCCUCUGCCUCCAUCACUAAUACAAUCGCCUCUGCCUCCAUCACUAAUUUACUCACCUCUACCUCCAUCACUAAUUCAAUCACCUCUACCUCCAUCACUAAUACAAUCGCCACUGCCUCCAUCACUAAUACAAUCGCCUCUGCCUCCAUCACUAAUUCAAUCACCUCUACCUCCAUCACUAAUUCAAUCACCUCUACCUCCAUCACUAAUACAAUCGCCUCUACCUCCAUCACUAAUUCAAUCGCCUCUUCCUCCAUCACUAAUACAAUCGCCUCUGCCUCCAUCACUAAUACAAUCGCCUCUGCCUCCAUCACUAAUACAAUCGCCUCUGCCUCCAUCACUAAUACAAUCGCCUCUGCCUCCAUCACUAUUUCAAUGGCCUCUACCUCCAUCACUAAUACAAUCGCCUCUGCCUCCAUCACUAAUUCAAUCGCCUCUGCCUCCAUCACUAAUUCAAUCGCCUCUGCCUCCAUCACUAUUUCAAUCGCCUCUGCCUCCAUCACUAAUACAAUCGCCUCUGCCUCCAUCACUAAUUCAAUCGCCUCUGCCUCCAUCACUAAUUCAAUCGCCUCUGCCUCCAUCACUAAUACAAUCGCCUCUGCCUCCAUCACCAAUUCACUUCUUAUGGAAUGA